GAACCAUUAUUUCAAAAUUUAAAACGUGUGAUAAUGUCUUACAAACAUAGUUUGUUUUUAAAGGAAGGACAACAAGCGAAGUUCAUACAUACAAAAUAUUCAGAAACACAAAAAAUUAACUCAUGACAACCGUUCCUUUGGUCUCAGCUUCCCUAAGAAGGCUUGAGGGGAAGGUGGCCCUGAUCACCGGCGGUGCGAGCGGCAUCGGAGAAGCAACCGCAAGACUGUUUUCCAAACACGGAGCUCAAGUGGUGAUAGCUGACAUCCAAGACGAAAUGGGUCAUUCUAUUUGCAAAGACUUAAACAAAUCAACUGCUUCCUACGUCCACUGUGACACAACAAAGGAAAAAGACAUUGAAAACGCUGUGAACACAACCGUUUCCAAGUACGGUAAACUAGAUAUCAUGUUUAACAAUGCCGGAAUAGUCGGUGUAAACAAAACCAAUAUACUUGAAAACAAGUUAUCGGAAUUUGAAGAAGUGAUUAAAGUUAAUUUGAUUGGUGUGUUUCUUGGAACAAAACACGCUUCAAGGGUAAUGAUCCCAGCUCGACGGGGAAGCAUAAUUAACACAGCUAGUGUUUGUGGAAGCAUAGGUGGUGGUGCUUCACAUGCCUGUACAAGUUCAAAGCACGCCGUCUUAGGUCUAAUGAAAAACACGGCGGUCGAGCUUGGACCGUACGGUAUUCGGGUGAAUUGUGUGUCACCUUAUGUUGUUGCAACCCCAUUGGCUAAGAAAUUCUUUAAGCUUGAUGAUGAAGGGAUUCAAGGGGUUUAUUCUAACCUAAAGGGUGUUAAUCUCGUGCCAGAAGAUGUGGCUGAAGCUGCUUUGUACUUAGGAAGUGAUGAGUCCAAAUAUGUUAGUGGUCACAAUCUUGUCGUGGAUGGAGGAUUCACUGUUGGAAACAGUGGGUUUUGUAUUUUUGAACAAUCUGUUUGAACAUGUAUCGGUAUGCAUGUAUUAUGUCUGUCUUUAUAUGCACUUCUUAUUGUUUUCACUAAAAAUACGCUUAUAACGUGGCCAAUAAUUUAUUACGUUUAAAAUAGUUUGA
Messenger RNA from Cicer arietinum (chickpea), 1050 nucleotides. Its product is annotated as borneol dehydrogenase, mitochondrial-like. Gene Ontology annotation, molecular function: oxidoreductase activity, acting on the CH-OH group of donors, NAD or NADP as acceptor. Lineage: Eukaryota; Viridiplantae; Streptophyta; Magnoliopsida; Fabales; Fabaceae. The record is from RefSeq and is a predicted model, not a curated record.